AUGUUUACUUCCCCUCUUGCGCUGCUAAGCUUCGGCCUAGCAAGCGCCACAGCCACAAAGCUCUACGCAACGCACUACUCGACGAAAUCGGUCUACACGCUUUCGCUCGACCGCGCCAGCGAUGGAAGCUAUGCCCUUACCCAGGCUUCGUCGCUUGAGACGUGCGGGACGUAUCCGAGCUGGAUAACCUUUGACCCUGCUACGCGUACGCUCUACUGCUCUGAUGAGUAUGGCUGGAAGAACGAAUAUGAGUCGGCCAAUGGGUCAUUGACGGCGCUCGCUGCUGAUGAGAAUGGGCUGCUGAGUGAGAUUGCGGUGACAGGGACUGCACCGGGGAGUGGCGUGCAUAAUGUGAUCUAUGAAGGGGAGGGUGGUCAGUAUUUGGCUGUCGCGCAUUACUCCGGCUCCGCCGUUUCGACAUACAAGCUUCCCCUGGAGAAGGACGCCGACCCUCUGCAAGUCUUUGAAUUCGAGCUGUCCGGGCCCGGUGCGGUCCCCGAUCGGCAGGAGGCGCCGCACCCACACCAAGCUUUCCUCGACCCGACUGGAGGUUUCGUUCUCGUUCCCGACUUGGGGGCUGAUCUUGUCCGCGUUUUUGCGAUUGAUAAGAGUAACGGCAAGCUUAACACCUGCUCGAGCUUGAACUACACAUCCGGUGGAGGCCCGCGCCACGGCGUGUUCUGGACGGCAGAGGGCUCUCCCAAGAUCCGCGGACGUGCUCCGAAAGCCCCGCAGACUAUCCUCUACGUUGCUGGCGAGUUAAACGGCGAAGUCGAGGCUUUCGCGGUUUCCUACCCGGCCAGUGGAUGUCUUGCGUUCCGCCGGAUUGACGCGGACGUGCCUUAUCCCGAGGACUUGCCGGAUGGUGCUUCUCUAGGGGAAAUCAGAUUGGUCGGUGAAAACGUCUAUGUCUCUGUGAGGCUGGAUGCUGCCUUUGAUGGCAAUGACUCCCUCGCGAACUUGCGCCGCGUUCGGAGCGGCAAGCUUGCAUUUGAAGAGAUCACAUCCUCGUAUGGUGUGCUACCUCGCACGUUUGCAAUCAACAAGGCCGGCGACUUGGUUGCUAUCGGAAACCAGCUCUCUUCCAACGUCGCCAUUGUCACGAGGAACCCAGAUACCGGAGCGCUUGGUGAUGUCGUGGCGGAUUUGUUGGUGGGCGUGCCUGGUGAGCCUAACACACUUGAGGGCCUGAGCAGCAUUAUCUGGGACGAGUAA
Molecule: messenger RNA, 1215 nt
Organism: Aspergillus calidoustus
Lineage: Eukaryota; Fungi; Ascomycota; Eurotiomycetes; Eurotiales; Aspergillaceae
Source: the annotation of a GenBank genome assembly